AUGCUCGAGCCGCUUCCCGCACCAUUUGUAGCAUUUGAUUCUAAUCGCGCAUGGAUUAUUUACUGGGUCGCACACGCACUGGAUCUCAUGGGAAUGCCGCUGCAGGGCGCAAUGCGCGUGCGCGCCGUCUCCACGCUUUUGCAUUUUCAAGAUCCGCACGGGGGAUUUGGCGGUGGGCCUGGUCAGCUGGGCCACCUGAUGAGCACGUACGCGGCAGUGUGUGCGCUCGCGAUUCUUGGCAAGCCAGGUGGAAUGCCGAGCGAACAGGAUAUCGCCUCGGACAAGCUCGCAGACGGCCGCGGCGGCUGGGACUGUAUCGACCGCAAGCGCAUAUAUGCAUGGAUGAUGCGGCUGAAGCAGCCAGACGGUGCAUUCCUGGUGCACGAUCAAGGAGAAAUAGACGUGCGUGCAACAUACUGUGUCGUGGUGAUUGCGUCGCUGCUGGGCAUCGCAACCGAGGCGCUUUUCCAAGGCGUUGCAGACCAUAUCGCGAGCUGCCAAACGUACGAGGGCGGGUUUGCCGCGUUGAGCUGCAGUGUGCUUGUGAUCGACCACGAUACAGUGCGCACCGGGCUGUCGGUGCAUGCCCAGCCGCCGCAGGGCGAGGCGCACGGCGGCUAUGCAUUCUGUGCCUCGGCUGCAUACACGCAGCUGUGUCUCGCUGGAAAAUCAAGCCGCGUGGAUACGCGCAAGCUGGUGCGAUGGGCGACAUCGCUGCAGGGUACACCGUACGAGGGCGGCGGAUUCCGUGGUCGCACCAACAAGCUCGUCGAUGGAUGCUACGGCUGGUUUUGUGGGGGCGGCUUGAUGACCUGCCUCGAAGCGCUCGUUUUUCCACCGAUGCAAGAGCCGGCGCAGGACAUGGACCUGGAGUCGAGCUCGUCGUGGGAGUCUGCACAGGAGCCGGAGCUGUUUGAUCGCGCUGCACUCGCUGCCUACAUCCUCGUCGUCGCCCAAGCGCCUCUGACGGGUGGCCUGCGCGACAAGCCAGGGAAGCGCGCGGAUGCCUACCAUACCUGCUACAACCUUUCGGGUCUUUCACUCACGCAGCACAAGCUGCGACCGAGCGUGCAGCAGCGUAGAGAGGCAGAGGCACAGCUGGCCCACGCGCCUGCGCUGCUGCGAGCGCUGUACGGCGCGAGCCUUGCCUGGGCGCCCACCGACGUGCCAGAGAAGGACGCGCUGGCUGCAACGCACCCCGUAUUUAACGUUGGCUUGACGCACGUAGCGCAGAUGAUGGCACACUGGUACAUCGCAUAA
Molecule: messenger RNA, 1260 nt
Organism: Malassezia vespertilionis
Lineage: Eukaryota; Fungi; Basidiomycota; Malasseziomycetes; Malasseziales; Malasseziaceae
Gene: RAM1
Product: protein farnesyltransferase
Exons: 1
Coding region: 1-1260 (419 amino acids)
Biological process (GO): protein farnesylation
Cellular component (GO): protein farnesyltransferase complex
Molecular function (GO): protein farnesyltransferase activity
Source: RefSeq, a predicted model, not a curated record